Molecule: messenger RNA, 453 nt
Organism: Malassezia pachydermatis
Lineage: Eukaryota; Fungi; Basidiomycota; Malasseziomycetes; Malasseziales; Malasseziaceae
Product: trna-splicing endonuclease subunit sen15
Exons: 3
Coding region: 1-453 (150 amino acids)
Biological process (GO): tRNA-type intron splice site recognition and cleavage; tRNA splicing, via endonucleolytic cleavage and ligation
Cellular component (GO): tRNA-intron endonuclease complex
Molecular function (GO): nucleic acid binding
Source: RefSeq, a predicted model, not a curated record
AUGGACGACAGCGCAACGCCAAGGGUAGGUGCGCCGCUCCAAGCAGCAACACACGUAGCCUAUGCUGCUGUUGCGCCGCUUGGCGCGAAAUACCCCGCGCAGGAAGCUGCGCUAUUCCAGACCUAUGUGGAUUUGAAAUAUGCUGCGCGAUGGCAAUCGCUGGACGUCGUCGAUUUGCCAAACGAUUCGUCGUCGACAGCCACAUUGCCAACGUCGACCUUUGGUGAACAGGGAUGGGCAGUUUUAAUUGGCCUAGCGCCCUCGUCCAAAGAAAAGCAGGUGGUCGUCCCCAUGCUGAUUGAGCAGUCAUUUACGACGGCGACUUUCUCGGCCCUCUUUGCCAAGAUCCCAGAAGGUGUGGCUUCCAACCACAUUCUCCUGGCUAUGAUGUCCAAUGAUUCAACGGUUGUGUACUACAAGUUAUCCAAAGGCAUGGUCAAGCCUGUGAACUAA